AUGAAGAAGAACAUUGUCUUAUUGAUUCUUCUCUUUGUAAUUCAAUUUUCUAUAUCACUUGCUUCCUCAAAUGAGACUGACCAACAAGCUUUACUAGCUUUCCAAAAUCUUGUUACAAGUCCCACUCAUUUUUUGGCCAUUAAUUGGACCAACAAUACUUCUUUUUGCUCUUGGUUCGGUGUCACUUGCAGUUCAAAAAGGCAAAGGGUUGUGGCCUUGGCUCUUCCUAAUUUGCAACUGCAAGGCACAAUUUCCCCAUCUUUGGCCAAUUUGUCCUUUCUCAGUCUUCUCAAUCUCGACAACAAUCAGCUGGAAGGAAGUAUACCAACAAGUUUAUUUCAACACCGGAGAGUUCAAGUAAUUUCAUUGGCCUUCAAUAAACUCGGUGGUGAAAUGUGGAAAGGGCCAUGGUAUGUACCCGAACUUAGAGUGUUAAAUCUCAGGAACAAUAGCCUCACAGGUAUAAUCCCUCCUUCUGUCGGAAAUGCCACAAAAAUGAUGAACUUUAGUUUGUCUGGGAAUAGAGUCAGUGGCAACAUUCCAAAGGAGGUCGGUAAUCUGAGUCAACUUGCAGACUUGUACUUGACUCAUAAUCAAUUAAUUGGUUCCAUUCCUGCAGCACUGUUUAAUAUCUCAUCAUUGCUUGCCAUAAGUCUGUACAACAAUAGCCUUUCUGGCUGUCUCUUGCUUGAUGAAGGGAAUAUUGUGUCAAAUCUGAAGUUUUUAAGUAUAAGUUACAACCAAAUUUCUGGUUGCAUUCCUUCCAAUAUAUGCCAACUCACAGAGCUCAAAAUUUUGUCCAUAUCUUUCAACAACAUAACUGGAGACAUACCCAGAAAUAUUGGUUGUUUAUCCAAGUUGGAGUUGUUCUUAAUGGGCGUUAAUGCAAUAAAUGGGACUAUUCCCACUUCCUUGGGAAAUAUUUCCACUCUGCAAUUUCUUGAUUGUGCAGAAAAUCGCAUAGUGGGUCAAAUUCCUCCGGAAUUAGGGAAGCUAUCAAAUUUGAGGAAAUUAAACUUUGAGCAGAAUUAUAAUCUUAUUGGUCAAAUUCCGGAGGCUAUUUUUAAUAUGUUUCUUUGGAAUUCAUUGCAUUUGAUUUCAAUAACCUCUCGAGGAGAAUUCCAGCCACUACAGGUCUUCAUCUUCCGAACCUUAAAGGACUUUACCUGGAUAACAAUCAGUUGGAAGGGGAAAUUCCAUUGUUCAUAA
Molecule: messenger RNA, 1209 nt
Organism: Solanum dulcamara
Lineage: Eukaryota; Viridiplantae; Streptophyta; Magnoliopsida; Solanales; Solanaceae
Product: probable leucine-rich repeat receptor-like protein kinase At1g35710
Exons: 1
Coding region: 1-1209 (402 amino acids)
Molecular function (GO): protein binding
Source: RefSeq, a predicted model, not a curated record